CAGUCGAUGUUAUGGCGUAACGUGCAUGGAAAAGGAGAAACAGCAUCUGACGACGAAAGCUUUAACAUAAUUUUGGUCGUCGAUGAUCAGUAUUUGUGGCUGUGGAGCAUUCGUAACCAGUUAACAAAAUAUAGCGUUGCAAGCGUUUUCUCCAAAUUUCAAGUAUUUGAAGGAAUAUUUAGACCGUUAAAAAAUGGAUGAACCUGAUAUUCCAAUGUUGGAUGUGGGUGACUUUGAGGUUUUGGAUGAGUGUGUUGGUGAAGAUGAAAAUGAAGAUCAAGAUCAAGACCAAGACCGAAGUUAUGAAGGUUCUGAAGUAGAAGAAUACGAUGAAAAUGAAGAUAAUAAUGAGAGUCGUAAACAAAGACUAGAAAGUAUCUCGGACAGAGAUAGAGAUGAUAUAAAUAUAGAUGAAAAUAGUGGAGAUAAUGGGGAUAAUAUUUUAGAUGUUUCCAUAGAUGUUGCAGAAAAUGAAUUUUUGGAGAGUGUUGCCAAAGACUUUUCUGAAAAUAUGGAAGAUGACAUAGAAGAACAUCCACGCAAGUCAAAGUUAAUCAAUAAAAAGAAUGAACCAACAGUUCAAAUUAAAAAAAUGCUUAUUAAUUUAGAAAAGGCUGCAGAUGAUGCAGAUGCUAUAACACCAAGAAAAAAGCCAGGACCAAGAUCUAAGACAAUGAAUAUUCAAAUUCCAUCUAUUAAAAAGUCAGUACAAAAAAUUGAUUAUUCUGACAAGGAAAAGAAUGAUGAAACUGCGCAAGAAGAUGAUAAUAUGCUAAGUCCAAUUUCUCAAAAGCAGAAAGAAAGAAGCGAGCAAAUUAGUCAAAGUAAGACACCGGCAUUCUUAAAAAACGAUUUGACUGAUGAAGAAAUCAUGAUACAUUUUGAUGAAAUUGAAAGCACUGAUGUAACUUCCGACAAUUUUAUAAUUAAAAAUGAAAUUGAGGAUAUAGAUAAAGAUGAACUUAAAGAUGAAAAAAAAAGUGAAAACACGGAAGAUACCGAAGACAUUGAAGAUAAUGAAGAGAUGGAAGACAACGAAGACAAUGAAGACAAUGAAUUUAACGAAGAUAAUGAAGAUAAUGAAGAUGAAAAUUGGGAUGAUAGUGACAGUAAUAUAAAAUUACCAAAAUUGAAAAUUGACGAAGAAGAAUUUAAAGAAAGUGAAAUGUGGUAUAAAGAAAAAAUUAAGGCUAAAGAAAACUCAGUUGAAGAAAGAUUUACAAAGUUAGCUAAAAUUAUUCAAUAUUCAUAUCCAUUGUACAAAAAAUGGUUAGAUAGGAAUGAAUCAUUAUAUGGAACAGCAAUAUGUAAAAUGGAAUCUUCGAAACAUAGUCCUUUAGAUCAAUUACAUCCAAAUCGUUGGAAAUUUAUAUGCAACAAAAAGCAUAAUCAACAGUCUUCAAAGGAGGAGGAAAAAGAAGCUGACAAUUCAUCUGAUAACAAGAAUGUUCAGACAAGCUGGCAAAUGAUUCCUGGUGUUCCAGAUGCUAAUUUGGAAAAUACUGAAGAAUACCCACCUUUUGUAAUGCGCGUUGUAAAGGUAUUUGAAGAAUUCCUUCAGUCGUUAGAACAAUUACAGAAUGAUGAAGAAAUCAAGGAAAUACAAGAAGAAAAAUCUGAAGAUAAAGUUGAAAAGGAAAGUGAAUUGGAAGAAAAAGAAAAAAGCGAUAUUAAUGAUAUAAAUGAUACUAAUGAUAUCAAUGAUAUCAGCAAUAUUAAUGAUGUCAAUGAUAUGAAUGAUAUCAAUGAUAUUAAUGAUAUCAAUGAUAUAAAUGAUAUUCAUGAUGUCAAUGACAAAUUGGAAGUCGAUAAUGAUAAGUCGAAUGAAAAUCAAAAUUCAUUUAUUAAAAAUCUUGAUGGAUUGACAAUACUACUUCGUUGUAAUCGCAGAGAGGAGUUAAUGAUGCAUAUUACUGGAAAAAAUAUUAGUACUGAAUUAAUGGAUAAAAUUAAAGAUCUCUUUGAAAAUGGACCAGGAAAAGAUUGCAAUGUAAAAUCUCUUUAUUGUAAAACUAUCAUAAAAGAAAAUAAUGUCAUCAAAACAAACAAUACUUUUUUAUUGGGUUCCGAGACCCUUGAUGAUACAAUUGGUUCAGUAAAAGUUCAAUUAGCACCAAAAACAAAUGUCUGGGCUAAUUUAGCAGGUGUUGAAGUUUUGACAGAUGUUGUUGCGGAUUAUUUAGUUCCUACUAAGAAAACCACUGUAAUAGAAAUUGGUUGCGGCACAGGACUUACAAGUCUAUUACUAGCUUCUAAAUGUCAUAAGGUUAUUGGACUAGAUAUACAGAAAGAAAUAGUAGAAGCAGAAAUUACUUGUGAAUUAAAUGGAAUUAAAAAUGCUACAUUUGUAACCGGUAAACCCAAAAUCGUUAUGAGUCAAAUUGAAAAGUCCCUUUCUAAUUCCAAAGCAGUAGCAGUCAUAAAUACUAAUAAUACUUUUGGUCGAUCUCUUGAAGUUAUAUCUGCACUGAGAAAAAUGAGUGCACUUGGCCGAAUAGUGAUCAUAACUACUUUAACCAAACAAGCUAUCCGAUCAAUCCUAGAAUUAACUCAACCAGCUGAUGACGUAUAUGGGAAUCCGUUCAUACCUGUUAAAGCCUGUAUUGUGGAUACUACGCCAAAGGGAUAUGGAUUUGAAAUAGUGAUGACAAUGGAACGUAGAACAAUGCGCAAUCUUUUAAAAAUAUCACCUAUGGAAAACAUAAAUAAUAGUCCUAUUGGAUUAAUUAGCAAAUCAAAACAAGCCGCAGCCCUUAAAUAUAACUCUGGAAUAGUCACAAUUCCACCAUACAAAAAAAAUUUACCAUUGAAAUUCAUGAAAAGUUUUAAAGCCAAAACUACUUUUAUUCCGGGAAAGAAAUUCUUUCCUAAUCCCAGUUUUAAUCCAAUGAGUAAAUUUCAAGGUAAAAGGCCAUUCCCUGGCAAUGAUUCUGGAACGUACCAUCCUGGGCCAAAGAAAUUCAAACCGUAUGAUAAGCCCUGGUUAGGAUCAAACAUUCGUACUAAUCCGAUGCAUGAUAAAAAAUUACGUGACAUGGAUCAUGGUGACCUACGAGAAAAACUUUCUGGUAAUCGCGUUGAACCGACUGUUAUAGCGCAAGAGGUACAAGAGCAAAAGAAGCUUCUCGAUGCUGCUAAAGAGAAACUUACAGGUGUAGUAGGUACUUCGGUUGACGUUGAAACAGUGAAAAAGCUGCAAGAAAUGUUAAAUCUCGCAAUAGAAAAGACAAACAAAUUGCAAAGUCAAUUACCACCUCGAUCCGUGUGGGAUCGAAUAGCACCACCUGAGAGUGGGAUGGAUGACGACCAAUUUAAAACCAAUCCAAUGAGAGGACGUCUCGUGAAAGAAACUGGGCCUAAAGAAAUUAUAAUUACAACGUCUAAUAAUAGAGAGUUCGAAGGACCAUCCUCAGCUCCAGUUAAAAGUAAAAAAUAUGACAAUAUGCAACAAUUAGAAUCGAAUUUAAUUAUCCCAAUGAAUAAUAAAUCAGACCGUCUGAAGAUGUCGCAGUCAAUGCAUCAGAAGCCAAAUAGUAUACAUUGUCAAAAGACUGGUCCAAAUCGUUUUCAAGGAGGAAAUUAUCGUAAACAGGACAAUCAAGGAUCAGAACACUGGACCCGAAAUAAACAAUCACUUUAUGGAUCAAACGACUCCCAAGAUAGAUGGAGUCGAUCUAGUCCACCUCGACGAUCGCCUCCUUCACGAAUGAUGUUGCGAUCACCUCCUCGGCAAUCAUCUCCUCCACGUCGACCUAUUUCACCAACUCGACGACCCCUCUCCCCUCAAAGAAAAACUUCACCGCCAAGUUUCCGUCAGCACUUCACUUCCUCGAGAAACUCGUCAGGUGGCGGACGUCAAAAUUCUCCCCUUAGAAGACAUAAUUCGCCGUUAAGACGACCGUCAUCCCCGCAUAAUUAUAGAGGAUCUCCACCACGACAAAGUAUGAUGUCCAGCAGACAAAAAUCACCGGCAUCUCGGCGUUACGCUGAUGAAUGGGAUAUACCUAGUAGAGGUGCUAUCACUGAAAGUGGGUGGUCAAGACAUUCAAAUCAAGAUAAGGAAAAAUCUUGGCAAGGUGUACAAAAUUCCUCGUCUAAUUGGAAUCAAAGCAGUGGUAAAUAUCGUUCAGAUAAUGACAAAUGGGACAAUAGCGGAGGAAGUUCUUGGAACAAUAAAAAUCAAAUGCUUUCCCAAAGUAAUUCUAAUAAUCGUUGGAAAAGCACGUCGAAUAACUCAAAUAGUGGGACGAAUUGGGACGUACAAAAAAAAGAAUCCUCAAUGCGAGAUAGUGGUAGGCAUGAGUCAAGACAGGAAUCAAGACACGAUUCAAGACACGAUACAAGACACGAAUCGAGACACGAAUCACGACAUGAGCCAAGAUGGGACCCACCAGAAAAAUCAUUUAGAAAUGAUAAAGAUGAUUGGGGUGAUUUGCCAGAAGAUGCUAGAGAUCCAUGGGGUGACGAUCAUCCAACAUCUUCGCAAAAAGAUAUACGCUGGAAUAGUCAAUCAAAUCAAUCGAGUCAACAAUCCACUUGGUCAAGAGAUAAGAUGAACGACAAUUGGAUCAGCAAGCAAAAUUUUCCUAUAAAUAAUUUGGAUGGUGGCGGUAAUGGCGGUAGUAGUGGCGGUGGCGGAGGCGGUAUGAACUCCAACGUUCAAAAUUCGAAUUUAAAUAUGAAAAAUAUGAAUAUGAACAUGGGUUUAAAUAAUGCAAAUAAACUUGUAUGGCAAAACACACCUCAACAGCAAAAUAAUAGAAAUUCAAACUGGAUAUCUCAGGGUAAUUGGCAAGGUGGCGGGGGCGGUGGCAGUAGCGGUGGCGGUAACGGAAGCAGCGGGGGAGGUGGAGGAAACAGCGGAUCAGUGGGAUUAGGAGGACUUUUAUUAGGAAACUCGUUAAAUAAUUGGCAGACACAACAACAGAAUUUUUCUAAUUUUCCUUCUAGACCAUUUAAUUCAUUCAUGAAUAAUAGACGUUGAGAUAUUAUAUAUAGCUCACUAAAUAAUUUCGAAUUGUAUUAAAACUUUUUACCAAGUAGCUAAGUGCUGGAGAGAAUUAAUUGUAUUCAUUUUAUUUUAUGAAUCUACAUUAGUUUGAGUAAUUAUCAUUACUGCGAUAAUUUAAAUGUAAGCUGGUUGAAUUUGU
Ceratosolen solmsi marchali is the source of this 5150-nucleotide messenger RNA. RefSeq lists its product as uncharacterized. Gene Ontology annotation, molecular function: RNA binding. The transcript is spliced from 11 exons. NCBI's taxonomy places the organism in Eukaryota, Metazoa, Arthropoda, Insecta, Hymenoptera, Agaonidae. Bases 194 to 4984 code for a protein of 1596 amino acids. The record is from RefSeq and is a predicted model, not a curated record.